Dromiciops gliroides (monito del monte) is the source of this 983-nucleotide messenger RNA. RefSeq lists its product as uncharacterized. The record is from RefSeq and is a predicted model, not a curated record. Bases 1 to 909 code for a protein of 302 amino acids. The transcript has 4 exons. NCBI's taxonomy places the organism in Eukaryota, Metazoa, Chordata, Mammalia, Microbiotheria, Microbiotheriidae.
AUGUACACAGUCAGGUUAAUACUAUUAAGAGAUGAACUUGAAUCCUCCCCUACUCCUCCUCCUGCUGGAUUAUACUCAACCACGGAGACACAGCAAGAAACAGAUCCCGAGGCCAACACGGAAACAAAUAAAUCCGCCCGGCCCAGUUCAAGUGCACAGGCUCCCCAGAGGGACACAGCCAGUGUCUCGAAAGAAAAGGAGAGUCCAGCCGACAAGAGCAGGGAGAAUGCCACGACCGUUCCCGUGAUGAUGAAUCCUUCUGCCGGAACAGUGGCCCUGAGGAGUGGGGGUGGAGGUGGCGGCGGUGGCAGCCACAGUGACAGUAGCAGUAGCAGCAGUGGUAACAGUGGCGUUCAGUAUGUCCAGACUGCAAUGCCAGUCCAAACGCAUUUGCACACGGCGGCUGCAGGCAAGACUGGAGGCGGGAGACAGCUGUUACUGCAAUGCACCCGAGCCGCUUGGGCUCUCUGCUGGGGUGGGGGAGGCGCCGGGAGACGUGCGCAAGGGAGAGCCAGGCGGGGACGGGGUUUGCACUCAUCCCCUAGGCUCCCGCAGCUUAUAAAACUCCAGCUACCUGCUGCCGCUAACCAACCCCGGGCUCAGAGAAAUCAGCUGGACAUCUGUGGCGACUGUCUGCACUGCACUGCACCGGCUCUGAACGUCCCAAGCCAUGGAUCCGCAAAAAUGCAGCUGCCCUACUGGAGGCCCUUGCACCUGUUCUGGCAAAUGCACAUGCAAAGAUUGCAAAUGUGCUUCCUGCCAGAAAGGAGGCUGCUGUUCCUCCUGCCCUGCUGGGUGUCCCAAGUGUUCCAAGGAGUGUGCCAGCAAAGGGAACGACAAGGGCAGCUGCUGCCAUUGAGGGACCUGCUGGUUUCUUGUAAAUCUAACCAUCCUCUCCUAGAGGCAUGAGUUGUGUGCAUUGCCUGCCGUGAAAAUGUGCUCAUGUGUUUUCAAAUGGAAAUAAACUCAGUGAACACAACAAA